UCUGCCCCGGAGGGACCGAGGAAGCCGUAACGCAGCCGGAGUUGGGCCUGGAGCAGAGCCUCACGCUGCGGGCCCAGAGGAAAGAGAGGGGCCAUGACGACCACCUCGGCGCUGCGGCGCCAGGUGAAGAAUCUUGUGCACAAUUACUCUGAGGCGGAGAUCAAGGUGCGGGAAGCCACCAGCAAUGACCCCUGGGGUCCACCCAGCUCCCUCAUGUCGGAAAUUGCUGAUUUGACUUUUAACACGGUGGCCUUUGCCGAGGUCAUGGGCAUGAUCUGGCGCCGGCUGAAUGACAGCGGCAAGAACUGGCGGCACGUAUACAAGGCCCUGACGCUACUGGACUAUCUCCUCAAGACGGGCUCGGACAAGGUGGCCCACCAGAGCCGCGAGAACCUGUUCACCAUCCAGACGCUCAAGGACUUCCAGUACGUGGACCGUGACGGCAAAGACCAGGGCGUCAACGUGCGCGAGAAGGUCAGGCAGGUGGUGGGACUCCUCAAGGACGAGGAGCGGCUGAAGCGAGAGCGGACCCACGCCCUCAAGACCAAGGAGCGCCUCGCCCUGGAAGGAGCCGCCAUCGGCAGCUCUCAGCUGGGCACUGGCCGCCGGCCCUCCCGUUACGGGGAUGAGUUCGGCAGGCUCCGGGGGUCCCCGUCCUCCUACAACUCCACAUCUUCGUCCCCGCGCUUGACCUCUGACCUGGAGCAAGCCAGACCCCAGACUACCGGAGAGGAGGAGCUGCAGCUGCAGUUGGCCUUGGCCAUGAGCAGGGAGGAGGCUGAGAAGCCGGUCCCUCCAGCCUCCAGCAGGGAUGAGGAUUUGCAGCUGCAGCUGGCACUGCGCCUCAGCCAGCGGGAGCACGAGAAGGAAGUGAGGGCCUGGCAAGAUGAGGACUCCCCUUUCCCAAAUGGUGCCAGCCGGGGAUGCCGGGACCAGGAGGAGGAGGAGGAGGAGGAGGAGGAGCUGAAGAUCAACCAGUCCUCCAUCCUGGACCUGGUGGACGUCUUUGGUCCACCACCAGCCCCGCCCUCCACGCACACCUCGGCUGACCCCUGGGACAUCCCAGGUUUCAAGGCCACUCUGGAGCCCAGUGGCUGUUCCUGGGGCCCGACAACUGAUCCCUGGGCUCCAGCCUCGGCCAGGGGCCCCCUGAACCACAUGGCCCUGUCCGGCAGCCAGACCUCGGGGGAGCCCUGGGGCCUGGCCCCUGCCCUCUCCUCCUCGGAGCCCUGGAGCCGUCCCUGUGUCCUGCCCUCAGACCCUUGGGCCAAAGCCUCCCCUCUGCACAAGCCCUCAAGUACAAGAGCUGACCUCUGGGGUCCCGCGAUGGACCCCUCCUCCCCACCUGGUGGCACUGACUUAUUUACCAAACUUCCCGACCUGACAGAGCUCGGGGAGAGGCCGGAAAGCACGGGGCGUCCUGGUAGUCCUGUGGAUCUGGACCUGUUCGGGGACCUAGUUCCUGGUCCCAAGCAGAACGGCCGGGAGGAGCCCGGGGCCUUUGACGUAGCGGGUCUGGCCAGCGCCCUGGCCCAGCCAGGCAGCGGCCCCCAAUCGGGCCGGACACCGGAGUCUUUCCUGGGAUCCUCGGCUUCCUCCCUGGUCAACCUGGACUCACUUGUGGUGGCUCUGCAAACCCCGAAGACCCGAAACCCAUUUCUGUCCGGGCCCAGCAUGCCGGCUCCCACCAACCCUUUCAGCUUGGGCGAGCCGGGCAGGCCUACCCUGAACCAACUGCGGACGGGGUCCCCCGGCCCCAGCCUGGCCCCUGGGGACCCCGCCGGCUCCAUGACUUACAGCACCUCGCUCCCUCUCCCGCUCAGCAGCGUCCCUCUCCAGGGCGCCCUCCCGGCUUCCACAGGCGUCUUCCCUUCUCUGGUCCAGGCCUUGCCCCAGCCCCUGCUCCCCACCGCCGGACCCGGGGCCCCACCUCCCCCGGCGCCCCAGACAGGCCUGAACCCUUUCCUCUGAGAGCCCCUCUCCCCACGGCCUAGCCCACCACCCCGGCUCAAGGGCAUCUUGUCUAUCGCCCUUCUCCACGCUGCCACAGGCCCUCCCCCGGGCAGCGGGCCCUCCACCAGGGCAGCCACUGCCCUCUGGGCCUACCGUGGGGUUUGGGGAAGGAAGAGGACUCCUGCCCUUGGGCUGAAUCCCGGCAUACUCAACCCCAGGUGAGGGAGAGGCGGCCGGGACCUCGUGCUGGACACUGCCUGGGCAGCCCGGCUCUGGCUCCGUAUGGGCCAGAGGAGAACCAAGGCUGCG
Tachyglossus aculeatus (Australian echidna) is the source of this 2262-nucleotide messenger RNA. RefSeq names its product epsin 3 (gene EPN3). Gene Ontology annotation, biological process: endocytosis. Gene Ontology annotation, molecular function: phospholipid binding; clathrin binding. The transcript is spliced from 10 exons. The coding region runs from base 94 to 1971 and encodes 625 amino acids. The record is from RefSeq and is a predicted model, not a curated record. NCBI's taxonomy places the organism in Eukaryota, Metazoa, Chordata, Mammalia, Monotremata, Tachyglossidae. Gene Ontology annotation, cellular component: endosome; plasma membrane; clathrin vesicle coat.